This is a messenger RNA of Cryptosporidium muris RN66, 1215 nucleotides long. RefSeq lists its product as uncharacterized. The coding region runs from base 1 to 1215 and encodes 404 amino acids. Lineage: Eukaryota; Apicomplexa; Conoidasida; Eucoccidiorida; Cryptosporidiidae. The transcript has a single exon. The record is from RefSeq and is a predicted model, not a curated record.
AUGACUUUGAAAAUUUCUAUUGGUGUAUUUUCCUUGGAUUAUGAUGAGACAAUCACCCAAAUUGAUACAUUUGAAGGUGUUAUAUUUCAAGCUUGCAAGAUUCAUUAUGAAAAAUUAGGUAAAGAUAUAAAUUUUAAGGAAAUGGAGAAUAAUAUUGUAGAAGUUUUUAAGAAGCAUAGAAUUGAACGUGAAAAUUGGUGUGGAUCUUGGUUACCUAAUACUCCACUUAAAGAUUUUAGAUGUGAUGAAAUAUCAAAAUUAUUUUUAUCUCUUUCAGAAUUUGAAUCACAUUUUAAUUGUAAAAUGGAUAGUGAACUUAUACCAAUUAAAUAUCUUAAUGAAUAUAUUGUAAAUAACUCAUCACAAAUAGCUCCUAAAGGGUGUAUAUUUAAAGAUAAAGCACAUGAUACUAUUCAUUCUUUAUCAAAAUUUUCAAAAUUAUGUCUUAUAAUUUCUAUUGGAUGGUGUUCUGAACGUAUUUUACAAACUGUUAAACCUGUAAUAUAUGAUGAUAAGAAUUGUGAAUUAAAAUGUAUAUGCAAUGAGUUUUUAUAUGAUUCUCCUAAUGGUGUUGUAACUGCACCAAAUGGUUUAUAUGGACCAACAUGUAAAUAUCGUAGAUUUAAGCAAGAAAUUGAGGUUUAUGAAAAGAAAUUUAAGAGAAAUGUUUUAAGUAAAUUAAAAUAUUCAUAUUUAUACAGAAUGAUGAAAUAUUAUUUCAAAAAUGAAAUAUAUAUACAUUCAAUAUUUAUUGGUGAUAGUGUUACAGAUCUUGAAUCAAUAUUAUUUGCUGAAAUAGGGAUUAUUAUUGGAUAUAAUCCAAAAUAUGAGUUAAAUACAGAUUCAAAUACUGUAUCUACUGUUUCCUCACAGAGUAAUAUUGAAGUAGAUGAAAAUUCAACUAUAAAUAAUUCUGAAACUGGAUAUCAAAAUCAAUUAAUUCUUGGUGAAUUUCUUAUUAGAAUAUGCAAAUUAUUCGCAGUAAAUAUUGUUCCAAUUGAUUCUAAAUAUAUAUCUAGAUGUAUAGAUUAUGAUUUAAAAGUUUACAAUAAAAUAAAGAGAAAUGAUGAUGGUAUAGUUAAUUUGUCUAAUUAUGUGAGAAAUGUACAAAGACUUAGAUCAAAAUAUUCUAAUACUUCACUAUAUAAUAAGUUUUCUGGGAUUUGUCUCAUAGCAUCUUGUUGGGAUGAUAUAUACAAAUUAUUCCAUCAAUAA